UUUCUGAAAAUAAAGUGAGUGUUAUGUGAAUUACGUUCCCACCAGUUUCAGAAGAAUAUCUUUAACCACUCCCCCAGAAGGGCUUUUAGGGUUUAAGAAUAGUAUUAUCACUCACUCUCUCUUCACAUUUCUUUUUCCAGUUCUAAUUCCUGCAAUCAAAAUCAGAAAUUUGGAGAACUAGUAUGUGGGCAGUUCGCAGAGCCUCCAUACAUCUCAGCUUUUGCUUGGAUUUUGCUGGUGCCAAGGAACGGAAUCGAGGAUUAAGUUCAGGGACUGCUCGAGUUUGCUGUGGGAAAUCGGAAAUAGCAAGAUGGUGUUUGGAAAAUUAUAAUGCUGGAAUAACUAAACCUCAAGGAAAACUAUGUGAUGGGUUGCUAUCUUCUAAAAGAUUUUACAAUACACAAUCAAGCUGUUCGAAGUCACAGAGUGAAAUUCGCAAUUUUUCAUCGAAGGCUGGUGCUAGAAACAGUGAGCAGGAAGAUGAUGACUUGGAGGAUGGUUUUUCUGAUCUUGAAAAGCCUAGCUACGUGGCUCAAGAAUCAACUUCUGGAGAUGAAAGUGAGAGAGAUGAUGAUCUGAUCUCUAGGUCAGAGCUUUCUGAAGAGGAGGAUGUUGCUGAAGACACACAGAAUGAAUUGGAGGUAUUGGGUACUGAAACCGAUGUUGAAGAGAAAAAAUCACCCAAAAUUUCUGCAAUGACUAAGGCUAUCCUAGAUGCUCCUGCCUCGUCAGUUAGCACGGUUUUGGAUAAAUGGGUUGAAGAAGGAAAUGAAGUGACCCAAAUCGAAGUAUCAUUAACCAUGUUUCAGCUUCGGAUACGGCGAUUCUUCACCAAGGCCUUACAGCUGUCAGAAUGGGUGGAGUCAACAAGACAUCUUGAAUUUAAUGAGAAGAAUUAUGCUUCUCGUCUGGAUUUAAUUGCUAAAGUACGUGGUAUCUCUAAGGCCGAAGAAUACCUUAAGCAGAUUCCUAAAUCCUUUAGAGGCGAAAUAGUUUACCGCACCCUGCUGGCGAAUUAUGUUUCUUGUACAAAUGUGAAGAAAUCUGAGGAGUUGUUCAACAAGAUUAAAGAAUUGGAAUUCCCUAUGUCAUGCUUUACUUACAAUCAGAUGCUAAUUCUGUACAAGAGGGUUGACAAGAAGAAAAUUGCUGAUGUUCUUCUAUUAAUGGAGAAGGAGAAUAUCAAACCAACAAUUUUCACUUACCAGAUUCUGAUUGAUGUGAAAGGGCAAUCUAAUGACAUAAUCGGGAUGGAACAAAUUGUUGAGACACUGAAGGCUGAAGGGCUGGAACCUAAUAGUAAAAUUCAGACAUCGCUGGCACGGUACUAUGCUAUUGGUGGCUUAAAAGAUAAAGCUGAGGCUAUAUUGAAGGAGAUGGAAGGAGGUGAUAUAAAGAAAAAACGUAGAGUUCGUUAUUUGCUGCUCCCUAUUUAUGCUUCCCUUGGAUGGGAGGAUGAAGUUGAACGAAUCUGGAAAGUUUGUGAACCUAAUCCACAGGUGAGAGAAUGCAUGGCAGCUAUUGAAGCUUGGGGGCAGCUCGAGAGAAUUGAGAAUGCUGAGGCGGCCUUUGAUAAACUGUUGGAAAAAGUGAAGAAGCCCACUUCAAGGCAUUUUGCUGCUCUGAUGAAGGUCUACACAGACAACAAGAUAUUGGCGAAAGGAAAGGAUCUCGUGAAGAGAAUGGCGGAUAGUGGCCUCAGAGUUGGGCCACUGGCUUGCAAUGCUGUUGUGAAGCUUUAUGUCAGGGCUGGGGAAGUGGAGAGAGCGGUAUCUAUACUCAAUAAGGCUAUUAAACAGAAAACAGGUAGACUGUUAUUCUCUUCUUACCUCACUAUCAUGGAUAAAUACGCGGAUAGAGGGGAUAUACACAGCGCGGAGAAGAUAUUCCUAAUGAUGAGACAGGCAGGGUAUACUGCACGCCUCCAGCAAUAUCAAUCCCUCCUCCAUGCCUAUAUAAAUGCCAAAGCUCCAGCUUAUGGGUUCAGUGAUAGGAUGAAAGCUGAUAACAUUUUCCCAAAUAAAGCAUUGGCCAGUCAGCUCGCUCGAGCCAAUGCUUUUAGAAAGUCUGAGUUGACUGAGUUGCUGGAAUGAGGAAACUAUGGGGUUUUGGGGGGUCACUACUUGAAUUUGCUAGAAUACAAACGAAGGUAAGAUAGUUGCAGGAUGAAAGUUGUUUCAUUCUGGCUCUGUCGUUUGUUUCCCAGUUGGACGACACUUUAUCCCUUGAAUUAUAUAUUACCCUGCGCUCUUCUAUUCUUUACUCGCA
Messenger RNA from Sesamum indicum (sesame), 2268 nucleotides. RefSeq names its product pentatricopeptide repeat-containing protein At1g80270, mitochondrial. The record is from RefSeq and is a predicted model, not a curated record. NCBI's taxonomy places the organism in Eukaryota, Viridiplantae, Streptophyta, Magnoliopsida, Lamiales, Pedaliaceae. Gene Ontology annotation, cellular component: mitochondrion. Gene Ontology annotation, molecular function: protein binding.